This is a messenger RNA of Microthlaspi erraticum, 855 nucleotides long. The record is from the annotation of a GenBank genome assembly. Lineage: Eukaryota; Viridiplantae; Streptophyta; Magnoliopsida; Brassicales; Brassicaceae.
AUGAAGAAAGUCAACUUUGUGUCUGCUGAGGAGAUGGAACCAGUCCAAGAAGGGGAGGAUACACAAUUUGCUGAGGUGUGCUACAUGAGCAAUGGGCAAGGAGGUUACAACAAAGGAUACUAUAAUUACAAGUCCAACCCUGCCAUGUCAUACCGCAACACUGAUGUUGCUAACCCUCAGGACCAAGUCUAUCCUCAACAACAAGCAGCUCGAUCGAGUCAAGCCACAACAUGGGCUUUCCCCACCAACCACCCCAGCCUGCACCUACAAGAGAAUGAGCUCAAGGCAAUGCUAAAGCAACUACUUCAAGGGCAAGCUGAUGGGGUAGUGGACACAAGCAAGAAGCUAGCUGAAAUAAACUCCAAGAUCGAGAAUCUCAACACAAGGGUUUACUCUCUGGAGAAUCAUGCUUCUUCUGUUGCUGCUGCUACAAAGCAAGGACAACUACCUGGUAAAGCUAUUCAGAACCCCAAGGAACAGUGCAAGAGAUUGUUGCUGCUGAGGCUCCUGGAGUCCAGAUUGAUCAACCAGAAGUGCAUACCUACUGUGGCCAUUCACACUUCACCAGUUGAGCUCGCACAACAAGCUCGAUCGGCAGCUCGAUCGAGUCGAACUCUAGCUCGAUCGAGUCCGACCUUCUGUCCCAAACCGAUUUUGCUUGAUCCUUACCAACCGGUUGCUUCCUCGUCUCGCCUACUUAGUCAAGGUCACAAGGAAGUGAUUCACAAGUUCAGAAGAGAUCUCAGUGGGAUUGGAAUUGAGUUGCCUCCUAUGGAUAGCAUGAGUGAGGCAUUUGAUCAAAUGCAAAUGGUCAAGGAUGUUCUGCCAACAGUGAUAAAGUUUCAGAGGUCCUGA